Messenger RNA from Jatropha curcas, 3143 nucleotides. Its product is annotated as mechanosensitive ion channel protein 6. Gene Ontology annotation, biological process: transmembrane transport; monoatomic anion transport. Gene Ontology annotation, molecular function: mechanosensitive monoatomic ion channel activity. NCBI's taxonomy places the organism in Eukaryota, Viridiplantae, Streptophyta, Magnoliopsida, Malpighiales, Euphorbiaceae. The record is from RefSeq and is a predicted model, not a curated record. Gene Ontology annotation, cellular component: plasma membrane.
AAUUUCCUGCAAAUCAUCCCUCCUCCCAAGAAUUAAAUAAUGGUCCCCUAGAUUCCAAACACCCCUUUAAUUUUCAUAUUAAUUCCUCUAUGGAACACAAAUACACAUAACAAAAGAGAUGAAUUAAAAUAAAAAUACAAAAACGGAAGAAUGGAUUAUUCUCCAUUGAAGAAAUCCUUCAAAGCUCAUAGCUCUUACAAACACGCAAGAAAAACAUCAGAAGGUGGUAAUGGAGGUUCAACAAGCAAUAACGACCAUGAAGAAUUGCCUAUUCUUUCUCGCCAUCGAUCCCAUCGUUCAGUUGAUACACAACGUCCAACACCUGUAAUUUUGGUACCUGAUCACGAUGAGGUGAUUGUCAAAGUGGACGGUUCUUCAAGCUCCGGUUGUUCAAGCUCGGGUAAGCCGCGCAGAGAACCUAGUUUUGGUUUUGUACAAGGUGUAGAAGAUCCACCGUCAAAGCUAAUCAACCAAUUCUUGAACAAACAAAAGAAUGCCGGCGGCGAGAUUUCUUUGGAUAUCGAUAUGGACAUGGACGAGAUAAGACGCGAAUUACACGAUCGGAAUUUACCGCCUUUUCCUGAAUCUCCUAAAAAUACACCUUCAAGAGAAAUUCGAGUUUCCUUUUCACCUUCUCUUUCUAAUCUUGAUAGUCCAAUUGAGUCUGUUCGAAGGCGGUAUAAGGAUUUACAAGAAAAUAACAACAAAGAUGAUCCUGCAAUGCAAUCACAGCAGCAGCAACAGAGAUUAGAAGAGGUUUUGCACUGCACAUCCAAUAAAUCGUUUCGAACUCAAACGAGUAGGUUAUCAAGAUUGAAAACGAAAUCAAGGCUUAUAGACCCACCGCCGGAUGAGAUAGGGAUGGUAUCGGUUAGGUUCCCUCCGAAAUCCGGGCAGUUGAAAUCUGGGAUUAUUGGUGGAGGUGGUGGUGGUGGUGGUGACGACGACGAAGAAGACCCAUUGGAGGAUGAGGACUUACCUGAAGAGUAUAAAAGGGCACAUUUAAGUAUAAUUACAGUUCUUCAAUGGCUGAGCUUGAUUGCAAUCAUAGCUGCAUUGUUUUGUAGUCUUUGUAUUGAUAGAUUAAAGGAAGUGAGUUUCUUAGAGCUUAAACUAUGGAAAUGGGAAGUUCUACUAUUGGUUUUGAUAUGUGGAAGGUUGGUUUCAGGUUGGGGGAUUCGGAUAAUAGUAUUCUUUAUUGAGAGGAAUUUUCUUCUAAGAAAAAGGGUUUUGUAUUUUGUUUAUGGGUUAAAGGAUGGAGUGCAAAACUGUUGGUGGUUAGGGCUUGUGUUGUUAGCUUGGCAUUUUUUGUUUGAUCAGAAGGUUGAAAGGGAGACCAAAGGUGACUUACUUCAGUAUGUUACUAAAAUACUGGUGUGCUUUCUAGUUGCUAAUUUUAUAUGGUUGCUUAAAACUUUAAUGGUUAAGGUUCUUGCUUCAUCUUUCCAUGUUAGUACCUAUUUUGAUAGGAUUCAAGAAUCACUGUUUAACCAAUAUGUUAUUGAGACCCUAUCUGGUCCGCCAUUGAUAGAAAUACAAAGAAACGAGGAGGAAAUAGAGAAAACUGCAGCUGAGGUUAGAAAAUUACAAAAUGCUGGAGCAACAAUGCCUCCCGAACUAAGAGCAGCAGUGUUUUCAUCACCAAUAAGAGUAACUGCAAGUGAUCAAGGUACACAAAAAAGUUUUAGAGGAAUGAAAAGCUUCAAAUUUUCAGGGCAACUUUCAAAAAAGGGAGAGAAGAAGACAGAUAAUGGAAUCACAAUCGAUCGCUUACAUAGAUUAAACCAUAAGAAUGUUUCGGCUUGGAAUAUGAAGAGGUUGAUGAACAUUGUUCGAUACGGCUCACUAGCCACUUUGGAUGAGCAAAUAUUAGGUUCAACUGAUGCUGGUGAUGAAUCUGCAACAGCAAUCAAAAGUGAAAACGAAGCUAAAGCCGCAGCAAGAAAAAUAUUUCUUAAUGUGGCUUGUCAAGGAUCAAAGUACAUAUAUGAAGAGGAUUUGAUGCGAUUUAUGCAAGAAGAUGAGGUUCUGAAAACGAUGAAUUUCUUUGAAGGAGCAUCUGAACGCAGAAGGAUCAGUAAAUCUUCUUUAAAGAAUUGGGUGGUAAAUGCUUUUAGAGAGAGGAGAGCACUUGCUUUGACGUUAAAUGACACGAAGACAGCAGUGAACAAACUCCAUCAAGUGGUAAACAUGUUAGUUAGCAUCAUCAUAGUUGUGAUAUGGCUUCUCAUACUUGGAAUUACCACCAGUAAAUUUGUGCUCGUCAUGGGAUCACAAAUUGUUGUGGUUUCCUUCAUUUUUGGAAAUACUGCCAAGACCUUGUUUGAAUCAAUUAUCUUCCUAUUCGUCGUUCACCCAUUUGAUGUUGGUGACAGGUGCGAAGUCGAUGGAUUGCAGUUGGUGGUUGAAGAGAUGAACAUCCUAACUACCGUUUUCCUGAGAGCCGACAACCUUAAAGUUGUAUAUCAUAACAACAUUCUUGCCACUAAGUCGAUCGGCAAUUACUAUCGUAGUCCCGAUAUGGGCGAUGCAAUUGAAUUCUACGUCCAUAUAUCUACUCCAGCAGAAAAAUUGGCUCUCAUGAAACAGAGACUGAUAAGUUACAUUGAGGGAAAGAAAGAGCAUUGGUAUCCGAAUCCAAUGGUUGUACUAAAGGAAUUGGAUGGUUUGAACAAAGUGAAAGUGGCACUUUGGCUAAAUCAUAGAAUGAAUCACCAGGACAUUGGAGAGAGAUUUGAAAGAAGAUCCAGUUUAAUGGAAGAGAUGAUUAAGAUAUUCCAGGAACUUGACAUUCAAUACCGUUUAUAUCCUCUUGAUAUAAACAUUCAGUCUAUGCCUCCUUUCCCUUCUUGAAUUUAUUAUUAUUAUUAUUAUUAUUUUUUGGAGCUAAUAUGUGAUCAUUGCCCUUGCUCUAUGUUGGAUCAAGUGAGAAUCUACUUGUGUGAAGUAAAUAGUGUUCUUCAUCUUUCUAACUUGGCAGAACAAUAUCCUUCGAGUGUGCAUGUCCUUGAUCAAGUUCUAGACUCUUCGAACCAGUAGCAAUGUACAUCUUGUUAAAUAUGGCAUUGUAUAGGUAAUUUAAUGUAUCAUUGAUCUAAUAUGUUAAUAUUUAUAGUUUGCUUCUUCCGAACAAGAGUUUUUUA